Molecule: messenger RNA, 438 nt
Organism: Heterostelium album PN500
Lineage: Eukaryota; Evosea; Eumycetozoa; Acytosteliales; Acytosteliaceae
Exons: 1
Coding region: 1-438 (145 amino acids)
Biological process (GO): intra-Golgi vesicle-mediated transport
Cellular component (GO): COG complex
Source: RefSeq, a predicted model, not a curated record
AUGUCAGAGAAAGGAAAGUUGCGAUUGGCCAACGAUCUUACGCAUCUCGAGUUAUCGGUGACACCACUGAUUCCCGAAGGUAUCAAAGAGGUCGGUAUCAGCUACCAAUGGCUACGUACAUUUAGACAUUUUAUUUUCAAGGAUUUGACUGGUGUCGCAUCGCUCAAAACCCUACCAGAGUUGAAUAGCCUGCCUUUGAUAAUUAUCUCACAUGUCCUCAUUGGUAAAGGUCCAAAGGAUAUGAUUUUCCCGAAUCAGCUCACCAAUUGGUCAUACCAGAAAUAUGUACAGUGGCUCGAUGAACACAGUGACACUGAGUCGUUGCAACUCAUCAAAAUGUCUUUGGAUUCCUAUGCCAAAACCAUCAACAAAAAAGGUGAAAAAGAAUUUUCAUAUCUCUAUCCAUUGUUAUUAGGAAUAUUACCAAAAUCAAAUUAA